GACGUAGCGACUGAUGUGGCGUGAAAGCCUUUUUUGGAUGGGGAACGUGCUGGUUUGCAUGUACCAGACCUCAUCCAGCCGCAGGUCUCACAUGAGUGAGGUGCACUGGUCCACCGUCCGUGUAUGGCUACCGAUCCGCCGGUGACAAACCAGUCGUAAUUCAGAUGUAUGAUUGCUCUGAAAACAUAUCGGCAUUGUGUCAGCAUUGUUGGUGGGGUGGGUAUGUUCGACGCGCUGGCAUCGUCUCCGUUGCGGUGUUCGGCCAGGACGAACUCGGAUCGGAGCGUGGUGACGGCUGGUGGGAUCAGUGUCUUCAGUGAUGCUGUUGGUGGCGUUUUUACGUGAGGAGUGGGUUGAUCAUACUGUUAUUGCAGUAGAUACUGGGGUGUUCGACAGGGUAAAUCCCAGCUCUAAACGUCGAUUCAUCGUGCCGGAAAGCGCAAGAUGCUGGUGGUGUUGUCACAUCUUUCAUGCUUGGCGUUUCACUCUGAUCCUGACGAUUUCUGCUCCAGUUUUUUAGGACAGUGCGCCAGGCUUGCCAGUCCUCUGCGAGGCGUUCGCAGAUCUUUUUGUUUAUUUGCUGCUUGCCGGGAGAGGUCCUCAAGAUGUCCUUGUAUAGUUGAUUUUGUCUGAAGUGUCUACGAGCGCCCAGACCGACGCCGCUGUGGAAUAGUUGCUCGAUGAGGAGUUUGUCACACAGCCCCCUCGAAGUGGUCGCCUCAUCGCGGUUGUGCCUUCUUUAGUAUGGCAUGGGUGUUAAGCACACCCGCGGUCUUCUCUAUGUUAAGGAUAACUUCGGAGAGUUUCGCAUUUCGCUACAUGUCCACUUUGGUUUUGGGUAUUGUGUGUCCUGUCUUCCUGGCAUGGGGCGCACUGAAUUUCUUCGUCGUUAUUGUCAAAUUGAGCAUAAGCAAGCGGUAUCCCGAGACGCCGCUUGAUCGAUCCUUGACGACUUUUUAGUCAUGUGGGUUCUGCUUUACGUGUUUUUUUGCAACAUGCAUUGUAGAUAUCCUGCCCUAUCAUUUGGAGCGCAUAAAUGUUCCCUUUCUACCUUGAUAGCAAGGUAUACACACAGAUUUAACGUGUUCAGCCAGUAAGCAUUGCGUUUCCCCUCAAUGUUUCCAGCCAGUGGACCUCGCACAGCGGAGAGCGAGGCCGCAGACGCACUAUCAGCGCCAAAAAUCCACCAACCGAGAUUCCUUGCUUUUCCGCAAUCACUGUCAGCAGUCGCCUGUCUUUAACGACCCCACCGGCAGCACCUUCAUUUUUCGCAACUCACCCAGCGAUGACCAAACGGGCCACAGAUCGCCGCUCAACACCGAUGCCACCGACGGAAACUGGUGGGCUGAUAUCCUGCCGUACAAGCCCUCCACCAUUCCAGAUACCCUGGCUGACCGCCUGCGACAUUGCAGCAGCCUGGCACUUUCGCGAGUUGACCUGAACGCUGCUGACACUCGCAGUCUGGCCUCCUCGGUUUCGCGCACGGACCUCUCCCGUCGCUCCCUCAUGACACGCUCCUUAUUCGAGCCGCGUGCAGCCAGCCCCGGAGCACGAAAGGACAGCGAUGAUGAUGCUGAUGAGGACAAUAAUCAGCUGGCCGCCCCAACCAUCACCACAACUGUGGCGGAGGGGUCACUGCGUCCGCAGCCCAUCGGACCGCAACUGCUGCGUCAGCGCUCGACUCGUCCGCGUCCUGUUAGCUACCACGAUUCCGGUCGUGCCUUCACACCUGCCCCAGUGGCCCAGUUGCCCUCCCUGGAACACCUCUCCCGGGGCCGGAGACGACUGCCCAAGGUGCCACCAGCGCCGACGGAACCAUGCAAUCUUCAGGACCUUCUCAAUUUCACCGCUGUCGCUGUUCCACCCCCCUGCGAGAGCCCACUCCUAACACCCUAUUGUCGUCUUCGGGUUCUCCGAGGCAAUGCUUGUACAUCAACAGCGGCGGUGGCUACAGUGCCGACUGACGCUUCGACUUCUGUCCUUCGGCCCUAG
Messenger RNA from Spirometra erinaceieuropaei, 1992 nucleotides. The record is from the annotation of a GenBank genome assembly. Lineage: Eukaryota; Metazoa; Platyhelminthes; Cestoda; Diphyllobothriidea; Diphyllobothriidae.